AUGGGUUCCAGCAUAACCAACCCUUCCGGACUGGCCCUGGAAAGGGGCAUGUGGGCUGCAGUCGCAAUAGCCACCUUUAUUCUCAUUCUUCGAAUCAUUGCGAAGAUCAAAAUUCGCAACUUUCGCAUUGACGAUGUGUUGAUGAUCAUAGCCUGGGCACUGACACUCGCAUCCACGGUCAUCUUGACACUUUCUGUACAAAAUGGCUUCGGCACGAACCUCACCAAACUCCCGGCCCAUAACACCUCGCAAGUGCUGAAAUACAUCGCCUUCGAAGUACUUCUUGUGACCCUUAGCACCGGCAUAGCCCGCUCCUCAUUCGUCCUCUACCUGUUGGCUAUUCUUGGUGGAAAGAAGAAAUAUUGUGUCGCAUUAUGGAUUGCCAUGGUGCUGCAGCUCUGCGCCAACAUCGUCUCUGCAGUGCUGCCACUCUCCAUCUGCCGCGACGCCCGAAUUCUGUGGGAUCCGACCGUCAAGACAACAUGUGGCAAUAGCGUCGCGGUGGUUAACUUCUCCUACUUCUCCUCAUCCGUCAAUUCUGCUACCGACUUGUUCCUGGCAGUGUUCCCAACAAUCAUUUUCUGGAACCUGAACCUGAAGAUGCGGAUCAAAAUCAGUUUGAUUAUCCUGCUCAGUCUCGGUAUAGUUGCCAUGGUUGCCUCGAUCAUCAAGACUACCAAACUCGACGAGGUCCCCAGCAUCACCAACCUCGGUGCUGGCGGUGCGGUGGAGCUGAUUCGCUGGGGAUUUUCGGAGAACCUGAUUAUUAUUAUCACCUCCUCCGUGCCCUGCAUCCGACCUCUGCUUAUCUCUUCUGUGAGAAAACUCUCCAGUGCGGCGCGUUCUCGCUCGUACGAACUCAGUGGUCCGUUCUCGGCCCAGAAGGGAACCGCGAAGAACGGCACCUCCCAGUCUCAUGCGCAGGAGCAGCCUAGUACAGACAAUCGCGAUGACUGCGACAGUAUCGAGCAAAUCCUCAAGGAUAGCUACCACUCGGGGUCGAUGGUGGAGUCCGGGCGCGGCAUUAAGAAGCAGGUUGAGAUCUCGGUGGUGUCGAACCAAAAGAGCAGCCGCUGGGGUGGUGACCGGGCGAGCCGCUCAUAG
Messenger RNA from Aspergillus niger, 1104 nucleotides. RefSeq lists its product as uncharacterized. NCBI's taxonomy places the organism in Eukaryota, Fungi, Ascomycota, Eurotiomycetes, Eurotiales, Aspergillaceae. Bases 1 to 1104 code for a protein of 367 amino acids. The transcript is spliced from 4 exons. The record is from RefSeq and is a predicted model, not a curated record.